Messenger RNA from Exophiala viscosa, 1749 nucleotides. RefSeq lists its product as uncharacterized. Bases 291 to 1652 code for a protein of 453 amino acids. The record is from RefSeq and is a predicted model, not a curated record. The transcript has 3 exons. Lineage: Eukaryota; Fungi; Ascomycota; Eurotiomycetes; Chaetothyriales; Herpotrichiellaceae.
GCGAUCUUGAAGCGGCGGAACAGAAAUUGAAGAGUGCCAAAGACCAAGAAAAAAAGCUCCUCAAUAAUGCUAUAGCUUUGACUCGAGAAAGAGAAAGACUCGAGAAGAAGAACAUGACCACGGACGAACGACGGCAGACGUUGUCUGCAAUUGAAGAUGAGAUGAAGGUGGUACUCCGCAGACACAAAGAGGUCGAAGCUCAAGUCGAGUAUGCGAAGACUCUCACUGUCAUACACAGGGCUUCGCUUGCAUAGGAGGUCUUCCGGAUAACCACCUACUAUAUAUAUCAUAUGAUGUAUAUCAAAUCAUCUGUUGUGACAAAGCAUCCAUUAUGUCGGACAAAGGAUCAAAGCAGCGCUAUACUUCGGAGGCGCCCCCUCUCUGCAGACAAAGAGACCAACAUACUGCCUGUCGCUGCUUACGAGCAUGUCACAACUACGCAAGAUUGUCCUGCUGUGGUGACGGGGAGGCACUCACCGGCAUCUACUGCUCGAUGGGAUUCUUUUCUUCAGCCCACAGGCUUGCGUUUUGUUUUCCUUCGUUCUACUUUGAAAGGCCACACACUAUUGCUGCAGAACAACACGCAUUCACUGUUGACAAUUACCUCCACUACUGAGUGUAGCUUGUUGAAAUUCAGUAUGGCGUCCAAAGUCUACUUCGACAGAGACCCUCUCCUCGAAUUUGAGGUCUUCCAUGACCUUAGAUUUCCACGACUUCGACUUCGUACGGGUGAGAUUAUCAGCGUGGGCAUCGCGGCCAGAGUCCUCCAUUUGCUCAAGAACAAACACGAUUAUUCUUGUAUACUCUGCCACCUCAAAGAGGAGUUCAAUGUUGAAUUCUGUGCAGAGGCUCUUGAAGCGGUCCUCGAGAGAAACUUCGAUGUGACAGACGAGACCCUUCCAGUUGGUGAAACAUUGAUCCCCGUCUCAUCGGAGACCAAUCACAGGGGUUUCGUGAAAGGGCAUGUUCUGCCCUCUGGUAUCUACUUCGAGAUCGUCAACCUUCGCGAUUCCGGGGCUAACUUCAUCAAACAGUAUGUCAGCACGCGCUGGGGCUUGUGCGUGCCCGAAAAUGUCAUCAUUGUCGCGAUCAAUGAAUGGGUACACCGGAUGGCCAUAGCCAAUCCAUUUAUACCUCCACCAGCAGAUGCUCGGCCGGCCCACGAUGGUCGCGUACUCGGUGAGUUGGCGACAACAGCAGAUGCAAGCUCUUCCAACAGAUCUUCCUUUGCGAACAAUCCGCCACCUGUCUACUCUCCGCCCCCGGUAUACCAAAAUGCACGCGGCCAACGAGUUGUUCUACGUCACCCACGUCAGGUCGACGCAAUCUAUCCCGAAGGCGAAGCGCAAGCUCCCCCAUACUCUGUGGGAAAUACGACGCCGCCUUCGUACGAAGGCGUUUCAUCCAUCGAAAGUGCAGAGUCGGGUUCGUUACAAGCCGCACCUACACAUUUGAGGCCAGUUGACGAAGCUACCGUGAGUGAGGUCUCUUCUGCGAACAACGCGGUCACACAAGUUCCAAGCAAGCCCAGACAUUCAACAGAAGAAACCCUCAUCAAAUAUUCUCGACAGAAUGUGAUCGACUAUCUGUUCGAUGGGAUGCAUGCCGCAAAUAUUUAUCCUGUCGACCCAUUUGACGAUCAGGAGAACUGACGCCAGCAAAAUUAUUCCCUGUUUACAGAGUUGGAGCUGGGCCUGAAAUCAAUCAAACAGGUCAGAGCAUAUCGAAACUCAUUGUAACCGUCAUCAG